Molecule: messenger RNA, 174 nt
Organism: Phytophthora sojae
Lineage: Eukaryota; Oomycota; Peronosporomycetes; Peronosporales; Peronosporaceae
Exons: 1
Source: RefSeq, a predicted model, not a curated record
GCCGACAACCUUCUCGCUCCCGCUCCGCCGCAACCGACCUUCACCAACAGGCAGAUUACGAGCUUUUACUUCAAGCCCUGUCUGGACGCUGAAGGGGACCUAACGGGUUACUACUCGUGCAAGUCUUGCGGCAAGCGCAGGAAGCACACACCCAGGACGGGUUACACCAAUCUG